AAAAGUAAAAAAAUUGCAACCUUGAGUGCCUCAGCAUCUGUCUUUCUGGACCAAGUUUGAGAGCCCCUACACUGAUGAGCACCAAGGAAAAAAGGUGAAGACCCAGAAGCACUCCAAUUACCUGCUUAUGUUUGAUACAGUGGUGGAAUAAUUGCCCACCGGCCCCCAGGGCAAGACCUAUAGUGCCUCCCCAUACGAUCUGCCAAGUUCACAAUAUGCCCCCCACCAACAAGGCCUAUGGGAGGGCCCUGGGCCCCAGGGCAAAUGCCCUGCUUGCCCUGCCUAUUGCUCCACCCCUGGGUGAAUACAAGAGCACAAAGCCUGGUCUAAACCAAAUUCCGGGAAGCCCUGUCAAUGAUACCCAUUACCACUAGGUUUUGUUUAUCAUCACUAGGCAACAGCACCUCAUCUUAUUCCCACAGUAGGAAAUGCUGUUCCCUUAAGACAAAGACUAGUCUGUCUGCUACAACUGUACUGUCUACUUAAAAAAAAACCUGUCCUUCUCUAAUGAAAGGGUAGUAUUAACGACAAAAGGUGACACUCAAGACAACCAAAUGGCUUUGGCAAGCGGGCACUGGCUGGACAAAGAGAUCAGAGGAGAACCCCCGAGCCCGAGGUAUGGCCAUGCACUUGCGUUAGCUGGCAAUAUAGCAUUUUUGUUUGGUGGUGCCACCUCCACUAGUAAUGAGGAGACCAAUCCAUCCUACUUAAAAGAUUUUCACAUGCUCACGGUCUCUCCCACUUAUGUGACAUGGGAAGCUUUGCCACAGAGUGGCGCUGUACCACCCGCCAGAGAGGGACACAGUCUUUGUGUUAUCAAGGGCAAGGUCUACCUGUUUGGUGGUUCAUCCAGCCCUGAGGCGGCAGAGUGCCUCCCAGGGGUCUAUCGCUUUGAUAUUGUGUCACUGGCAUGGGAGAAGCUUCCUGUGAGUGGUAUGUCCCUGAGAACUCUCAACCAUAGCUCUGUUGCCAUUGGAGACAACAUCUAUGCAUAUGGCGGGCUUCUCGACGGCGUUCCAAAUGACGACCUGAUGAUGUUUAACACUGUUUCAAUGCUUUGGACGCCCUUGAGGACAACUGGGAGCAUACCGUCUCCAAGGUAUAACCACUCUUCAGCUGCAGUUGGGGAGCAAAUGUUCUUGUUCGGAGGACGUGGAGAGGAUGAGUGCUACUACAAAGACAUCUAUGUUCUCCACACAGGUACACUAGAGUGGCAACAAUGGGAGGUCAAAGGGGAGUCUCCAUUGUCGUCUGCUGGCCAGACCCUUACGUCACACCGAGAUAAGGAUAUCUAUUUGUUUGGUGGCAAAAUCAUCAACUCAGAGGGAGCCGUGACGUCAUCAAAUGAAAUCUACAAAUUAAGCAUAGCAAAGAUGAAGUGGAAGGUCCCCCUCUAUGUUGGGAUUCCCCCUGCUCGACGAUUUGGUCAUGUGACCUUCAUCUUGCACAGCCAUAUGUAUGUGUUUGGUGGCAAAAAUGAAGAACAAGAAUUCAGUGACUUGAAAGUGAUGAAAUUAAUCAACCCAUCAGAGAGACAACCAGUGAUGAAGGAGAUUCUCUCUGAGUUUGGUCUCCAAGGAGUUAGUAACGGUUUCGCAGCAACAAAGGUUCCCAAUGUGAAGUAUGAACUGAGCAAAUCCUCAGUAAGCCUAUCCUAUGAGAGAAGUGAACUUGCAGAGCCAACAGGCCACAGGGAUUUCACUGCAAUUCGUGAUGAAGCACUUGACAUGAUCCACAAAGCAUUUGCCAUGCUGGACGAAGAGUUCCAGAAGCUAGACAGUGAAAAGGCCGAACUAGCCGAGGCUACUGUGGCGCUACGGUAUGAAAAACAGGCCUACAGGGUCCACCACGAAAAACAGGAGCAGGAACUUCAGGAAAUGUUGGAAAAACACCGGGCCCAGAACGAGGCGUGGCUGCGAGCGCGUGCAGAGGAAAACGAUAAGGAGAGGAAGGAGCUGUGCAAGCUACGAGAAGAGGUAUUGCAUGAGCAAGAAAGACUCAAGGAAGAACAAAACAACAUCCAAAAACGCAGCGAGCACCUGCUGUCUAUCAUGCAACAGUUCAAGGGCAUGUGACAUCGGGGAGAAACAAGUGCAAUCACAGAUGGUUGACUUUUUAAUUUUUUUAUUUAUGUGAAGCAUAGAGCGUAGAUCUGUCUGUGUGUUUGCCCCAAAGUGUGUGUGGCUCCCCAUCAGGCCACACACACACCACGGAUGGACAAACAGACAAACAGACAGACAAACUAACAGACGGGCUAUUGCAAUACUUGGCCAAACGCCCGCUGGGGUGCCAGAUAGGCCUGAUAAUAACCUUUUCACACGGCUGUUAAUUAACUUGAAGUAAAAAAUGUAAUAUUGACAAACAGACAACUCAGGUGUGAGCACUGCAUUUUCAUAAGGAGCCCAGGGAGCUUUGCAUUAGAACCCCACCAUUUCCAACAGACUCUGGAGUCAAAUAUGCUUUUAUAUUGUGUUCCUACCCCCACACAGAGGGGUGAGGUGACAGUUUCCUUAGUGUUGGUUUAACUGCAUGGGUCAUUUAAUGGGUCUGACAGUAAAGCAUCUGGUCAAUAAGGUUUUAGGAAUGUUUUGUUUUGUCGCAGUUGAAGGUAUUUACUACUGUUUGGUUCUGGCGUUUGGCUUCUAUGUCAUACAAUACUCUAGAAGUCUAACAAAUAUAGAGAAAAGUCUAAUUCUGUAAUGUUCUAAUAAA
Molecule: messenger RNA, 2712 nt
Organism: Engraulis encrasicolus (European anchovy)
Lineage: Eukaryota; Metazoa; Chordata; Actinopteri; Clupeiformes; Engraulidae
Product: rab9 effector protein with kelch motifs
Exons: 18
Coding region: 555-2075 (506 amino acids)
Molecular function (GO): protein binding
Source: RefSeq, a predicted model, not a curated record